GCAAACACACCAACACAUGGGUGGUUUCCUACCGCAAGCAAACAUAGAAAGCGUCGCGACAUGGCACUGUUGCGCCUGUGGGGUAUACUCACUUUGACCUCCUUCUCAGUGUUUACUAGGAUCCCGUAGCAAGCGAAACCAUCAGCGUAGAUAUAAAAUCAUCUUUAAUAGUUUUUUUUGUGUGCGAAGCUAGACCUCUUAGGUGUUACCACCAUGCCAACCACCUGUAAGUUUCGACUACGGAACGAUACCAACAAAGUGUACUACUGUGGCGAAACGUUGGAUGGCAGCAUAGACCUUACAUUCUCCGAGAUUAAAAAAGUAAACGGAAUUAAACUUAUUAUUGCUGGCGUGGCCCAAGUAAAAUGGAUACAACAUCGUGGUCCCAAUCGAUAUAGUACCACUUUCAAAGGCAGUGAAGCUUGUCUACACUCCGAAAUUGAUCUACUGCGAGCAGAUGGUGACUCAAUGGAUGUUCCAGCUGGGAAGCAUACAUACAGUUUCGAUUGCCCCCUACCGGAAUCAUUGCCAGCCACAUUCGAAGGGAAAUAUGGCCGGAUUCAGUAUAUAAUCACUGUGAUUUUGCAACGCUCCUGGAAGGCCGAUAAAAUAUUCACGAUCGAAUUUAUUGUGUUGCGAAAUGUGGAUCUUAGUGCGGAGCCACCAUCGAUACGUGGUCCGGCACGAGUAGAGAUAUGUAAAGCGUUUCGGUGCUGGCCCUGCCGAACCGGUCCAUUGAUGGCUACGCUACAGACUUCCGCAACCGGUUAUAUUCCCGGACAGAGAAUUUCGCUUGUGCUGGAAAUCAACAAUGGGAGCAAUUCAAAAAUUCAUUCCAUUCAUCUCAAACUAGUGAUGGUAGUUGCGUACAUUAGCGAUACUCCUCGUGUAAAGCUGAAGAUCGAUCGAGAGGAUGCAGUUCAGAUUGAGCUCGAACAAACAGAUGAUAGUGAGGAGGUCAAAUAUGAGGAAAGCCUCAUAGUACCUCAGCUGCCCGCGUCCAGUGGAAAUGAUAGUUGUUGCAAGAAAAUCCGAAUCGAUUAUGAACUGGAAGCAGAACUGGAGGUCGGAGCAGUGCAUCAGUUGUUGAAGUUGACAAUACCCAUCGUCAUCGGAACCAUUCCACUCAACGGAGAUCGCCGUGAAUCGACCAUCAUGGAGCUGGAAUCAUAAGUGCGGUGUGAUCAACAGUGCAAGCUAGGUUUUGAGUUGUGAUUUUCGGUUUUUGGACUGCUUGUUAAUCUUUUACAAAUUAUUCUUUAUAACGAUGUUUUGCAAAGUGUUGUCACGUUUGCUUGUUAAUGUUGAAGUGUCACAAUGAUAAUAAUCAUGAUAAUUAUAAAAAUUAUAACAAUAAUAAUACGCUCAUUUCAAUGUAUAUUCACGUAUAUUAUUAAAAAAAACUAUGACCAAAGAGUCAUUUGUUCA
This is a messenger RNA of Malaya genurostris, 1428 nucleotides long. Its product is annotated as arrestin domain-containing protein 17-like. The transcript is spliced from 3 exons. Lineage: Eukaryota; Metazoa; Arthropoda; Insecta; Diptera; Culicidae. The record is from RefSeq and is a predicted model, not a curated record. Gene Ontology annotation, biological process: protein transport. The coding region runs from base 214 to 1173 and encodes 319 amino acids. Gene Ontology annotation, cellular component: cytoplasm.